UAGGAGUCGCUCCUCUCUCCUGCUGUUCUGCUCAGUGGUGAGUCUGCAGGGUGAAAGCUCUCCGCCGAGGAAUUCAACAGAAGCUGCAGACGAAAAAGGAGCUGACUUCUUUCUCCAGCCCAAGGUGGAGCAAACCCUGUAGUCUGAGGCCUCACCUGCUGUCCCUCAUCCUCCUCCCCCCAUCUCCUGUCUGAGCUCUGCACCUGUUCUGACUCGUCAGCCAGGUGAAGGGGAUCCUCUGGCCUUAACAUUGUUGGUUCAGCUGACCGUAGCUGCGGGGCAAUUAGGAACCCAGUCUAUUCAUUUGACUGGAUUGUUGCUUUGCUCUGUAUCUCUCUCUCUCUGUCUCCCUCUAUAACCCACCUCCCUUCCCUCCCUGCCUAUCCCUACCCCCCUCCCACUCCAUCUCCUUCUAGCCCAGUCUGUGCCUGGUUGACACUGUCGCUGUGGGUACGAGUGCAGCUGCAGAAGUUUCCCUGUUGGAGUAUUAGUGUGGAUCACAUUGCAAGGACACAGUGGGGGAAGAGGUGAAGAAGAAUUCUUCUGGUUGAACAGAGUUGGAUUGAGCAUUGUGGACGGCUGAGACAGAAAACUCCAAACCAAAGGAUUCUGCAGUUGGAAGAGCAGCAGGUAUGAAAAGCCAGACUGUGGUUGUGUCUGUGGCUCUGCUGGCCCUGUGCUGCCUGCUGAUCCCCAGAGAAGGGGAGAGCGCUGGGGGGAUAGUUGCUCUCCGGCAGACUGAAGAGGAGAAGCAGGCAGGGGAUCAGCUGCGAGAUGAGUCCCUGGAUGACCCAGAAAGUGAGCAAGGACUCACAGUGGACCCACACCCACUGGGGAGCAGCAGCAAGGACAAGAGAGACACAGAGGAGGCUGCAAGGGCAGAUGUUUUGAGCAGGUUGAGGAGAGCACCAGAAGAAGGCAAAAAGAAGAAGAAGAAGGACAAGAAGAAGAACAAAGAGCCAAAGGACCCCAACGCCACUAAAAAGCCCAAAACUGACAAGAAGGGAAAGAAGAAGGACAAGACAACAACCACGACUCUACCACCAACCACAACACCAAUCCCAACUGAACCACCCACUGAACCUGAGCCCUACACUGACUACCCCUAUCCUGAUGUUGACGAUUACUGGAAACCCGAGGAUGACUACUGGGAUGCCGAGCCUACGCCAUCCAGGCCGCAGCCCGAGGCUCCAAUCACAGAUCCUCCUUACGACUACUGGAAGCCGGAGGAGGAAGACACAGCUGUUCCAGUAACAGACGUCUACGAUGACUAUUGGAAACCAGCAGAGAAACAGCCGUCCACUCUGGCGCCUGACGCCUACGAGGACUACUGGACACCAGACGACAAAGACCAAUACGCUCCUGUGACUGAUAACUAUGACAGCUACUGGAAAGAGGUGGACCCGACGCCCCCUGCCCCUGAGGUUGAUGGGAAGGUCGGGACAGAUGAUGCAGAUUACUGGGACGCCACAUUCGAGGUGCCGGAGAAUCUUCCAUUCCCUGAUGGUAAAGAGGUCAGCCCUGAAAUCACAGUAGAAACUAUAACAGAGGAGCCCACAGCCGCUCCCUAUGAUGGGACAUGGUAUGACGAUUACGACGAAUAUGGCAGGAGAAAGGAGACAGACGACAAAUGGAUGGAGAAGGAGCGAGAGAGAGCAGAAAAAGAAAGAGCGAGGGAAGAGAAAGAGAGAGCGCAGAGGCUGAAGGAGGCAGAGGAGCGGGCCAGGAACAGACCACGUGUCUUCAAGGAGCCAAAGAAGUGUCCUCCCCUCGGGAUGGAGUCCCAUAAGAUCGAGCCAGACCAACUUUCAGCCUCCUCUAUGUCUCAGUAUAUCUUUGCACCUCAGAGGGCACGCCUCAACAUGCAGGGCUCAGAUGAUGAAGACAACAUGAGAGGGGGGGCGUGGUGUGCAAACUCAGAGGACAGGAUCCACUGGUUUGAGAUUGAUGCUCGCAAGGAGACAGAGUUCACAGGAGUCAUAACACAAGGACGAGACUCCCAGACUGAGAAUGACUUCGUGAUGUCCUACUUCCUGGCUUUCAGCAAUGACAGCCGAGAAUGGACCACCAUCCAUGAUGGAUACACUGACUGGCUGUUCUUUGGAAACAGUGAUAAAGACACUCCAGUGAUGAACCAGCUGGCAGAGCCUGUACUGGCCCGUUACAUGCGAAUCAUCCCUCAGAGCUGGAACGGCUCUUUGUGUAUGAGGCUGGAGGUCCUCGGCUGUCCCCUGCCCGAUCCAGUGGACGUCCAGUACAGGCAAAAUGAAGUGACUCCAGUAGAUUACUUGGAGUUCAAACAUCACAGCUACUCAGAGAUGGUUGCACUUAUGAAGUCAGUGAAUGCGGAGUGUCCCAACAUUACAAACAUCUACAGCCUGGGUCGCAGCUCCAAGGGACUGGAGAUCAUGGCCAUGGUCAUCUCAGGCAACCCCACAGAGCAUGAAAUAGGUGAGCCAGAGUUUCGCUUCACGGCAGGUCUUCACGGAAAUGAAGCAGUCGGUCGGGAGAUGAUCCUGCUACUUAUGCAGUAUCUGUGCAAAGAGUAUAAAGACAGAAACCCCAGAGCCCAGCUGCUGGUAGAGGGAAUACGCAUCCACCUGGUGCCAUCGCUCAACCCUGACGGACAUGUGGAAGCUUUUGAAGCAGGAUCAGAGCUGAGCGGGUGGACCACAGGACACUUCACUGACGACGGCUUCGACAUCUUCCAGAACUUCCCUGACCUGAACAGUAUCCUGUGGGAUGCUGAAGAUAAGGGCAUGGUGCCCAAACUCACCCCAAAUCACCACGUGCCCAUACCAGAGACCUUUGAAACCAACAGCUCGAUUGCUGUGGAAACCAGGGCCAUAAUCUCCUGGAUGAAAAGCUAUCCAUUUGUGUUAGGUGCAAACUUCCAGGGCGGGGAGAGAAUUGUAGCCUACCCUUAUGACAGCUUACAUCCUAACAAGCCUGCUGCUGACAGCCAGAAACCCCACAGCCGCAAGAAGAGACAGUAUGAAGAGGAAGGUUUUGAUGUGACAGAGUGGGGAAGGGGCUACCAUGAGGAGCCAGAGGAAGACUGGAGAGGACAGGGUUACACAGAGCCAGAGGAGGAGUGGAGGGGCCACGGCUACAACCAAGGUUACAACCAAGGUUACGACCACAAUCAAGGUUAUAACCAAGGUUACGACCACGGCUACGACCACAACCAAGGUUAUAACCAAGGUUACGACCAUGGCUAUGACCACAAUCAAGGUUACAACCAAGGUUACGGGCACAGAGAAGAGGAGGAGGAUGAUAGAGGAAGAAGCGCCGGCUACCAGUACGCUGAGUCUGAGGAUGAGCCUCGGGUGAUCGCAGAUGAGUCCCUCUUCAGAUGGCUGGCUGUCUCCUACGCCUCCACACACUUGACCAUGACACACAGCUACCACGGCUCCUGCCAUGGAGACACCUCUGCCGGGUUACAUGGCAUCGUCAACCGGGCCAAAUGGAAGCCAAUCACAGGAAGUAUGAAUGAUUUUAGCUACCUGAACACAAACUGUUUUGAAUUGUCCAUAUUCUUGGGAUGUGAUAAGUUCCCGCAUCAGAGUGAGUUGGCGCAUGAGUGGGAGAAGAACAGAGAAGCUAUGCUGAUCUUCAUGGAGCAGGUGCAUCGUGGCAUCAGAGGCAUUGUGAAGGAUCAGCAGGGGAACCCCAUUGCAAAUGCCACUGUGUCUGUAGAGGGGAUAAACCAUGAUGUCACUACAGCACCAACAGGGGACUACUGGAGGUUGCUUAACCCAGGGGAGUACCGCGUGACAGCUCGAGCUGAGGGCUUCUCCCCUGUGACCAAACUGUGUGUGGUGGGUUACCAGUCAGGAGCCACUGCCUGCAGCUUCAACCUGGCCAAGUCCAACUGGGACCGCAUUAAACAGAUCAUGGCCCUCCAUGGCAACAAACCAAUUCGACUCAGCUACAGCAACAACAGAGCACAGUACCCUGCAGCUCCUAAUACCAACAGGCGUGUGAUCAGCAGCAACAAUGGGUAUUCAUCGAAUUCACGAAUCAGCGCUGAACGGCAGAGGAGGCUCAGGAUAGCUCGUCUGCGUCGCCUUCGGCAACAGAGAUUACUUAGGAUGAGAUCGACGACGACGUUACCCCCAACAACAACCACAAUUCCCACAACACCAGAGACCACCACAUCCUGGUAUGACUCGUGGAUCAUAGGGGAGGGACAGUCCUCAACACCUGGUGGUUUCACAGACUCCAUCUUGGAUUAUAACUAUGAGUACAAAAUUGAUGACUAUUAAACACACAUGGCCCUGAUUCAGUAAACGUGCAACUCUCCUACAAGUAGUUCUCAUUGCCAUGUUGUACUCUGAGCAGGCUGAUAAAGAAUCACAUGGAGAAUCCUGUCUUUGUACAACAUAAAAUGGGAAUGUACAGAAUAUUAACUAUAAUAAUUGUAUAAAGAUAGUGUGUCUGUUACCUAACAAAAUGCCUCUUCACAGAAAUGGACCCUGUAUCUCAGUCUGACAGUUUACACUGCAGUUUUCUCACUUGUUCUUCAGUCUUUUUGCUUCAUGGAAAGAUGUUUAUUGUGGGUGCACAUUUAAAAAAGUCAUGACCUUGUUUUUCACUUCACCAGAGUUGAGUUAUUUACACUGUCUUCAUCCAUGGCAGCAAUAUUUUUACAGUAUGAACAGUCGCUUAAGGUUUAAAAAGCAUUUGUUCAAAGAUGGUAACAGAGACAGACGAGGGAAAGAGGCUUCUGUCAUGUUGCCUCAGACAGCUGGAGUAGUUAUUUUUCAAAUAAAGGCUUGUUAAAACACAA
Epinephelus lanceolatus (giant grouper) is the source of this 4792-nucleotide messenger RNA. It is a transcript of the gene aebp1b, whose product is annotated as AE binding protein 1b. The record is from RefSeq and is a predicted model, not a curated record. NCBI's taxonomy places the organism in Eukaryota, Metazoa, Chordata, Actinopteri, Perciformes, Serranidae. Gene Ontology annotation, biological process: regulation of DNA-templated transcription; peptide metabolic process; protein processing. Gene Ontology annotation, molecular function: metallocarboxypeptidase activity; zinc ion binding; RNA polymerase II transcription regulatory region sequence-specific DNA binding.